AGAGUUUCGUUGUGGUCCUCGUUAUAAGAGCGAUGGUUGCGGAGGACAUCAUUAUUCCUGUGAAGACGGUUGCCUGACCUCAGUGAUCGUGGGCAGCGGCUUGCCAACGACUAUUUGUAAUGGAAUGCCAAUGAGGAAACUAUGCUUGUAGGGUCCUGUAUUGCUGUCCCGGCAAGUGAUAGCGGCUGAACUCGCUGCAGCAUCUUGGCUCUCCCCCUCUCUCUACGGAGCUGUUGUGCGCACACGUUGAUGGCGUGUGUUGAGCUGGACUGAGAAAAAGAAAAAACCGUGACAAGCCAUCCUGAGCUGAGCUGAGCUGAGAAGGUCAAGACAGAUUCAAGCGCAUCGCCAGACCAAGGAUUAUCUACACCGUACCAGCGCGGCGCUGUGGUCUUGUCGCGGACGAAAAGAAAAACAGAAAAAAAAACAGAAAAAAGAAACAAAACAUUUCCGGAGCCACGCGGGGGGCAGUACAGUCUACCUCAGUACCUGGUCUACCGGUGCACCAUGAGUGAUUCGGUCUCCGUCAAGGUGACUUCCCUGGAUCAGCGUGUCACAGAGGAUGACUUGGAGCGAGCAUUCGGCAGCUAUGGGACCAUUACUAGUCUCAACCUGCGGGACAGUUCUCCAGCUAAUCACUGCUUCAUCAAUUUUGAGACAGCAGCAGAAGCACACCGCGCCAUGACGAACAUGAAUGGCAAGGACAUGCGUGGCAUGCGAAUCACCUGCAAACUCCAGGGCAAGAGCAAGGGAGGCUCAUCAUCGGCACCGAUCGGUGGAGCGAGGCCAGUCGGCGUCAGUACCAGUGGUCGUGGCCGGGCGCCCAUAUCCAAACCAAGAUCUGCUGCACGCGACCUUGUUCCACAUACAGUGCCAGCUCCACAGAAAACGGCUUUUCGGCCAGCAGUAGGUCACCAUGGCUCUGUCGAGUUAGAGUUGUUACCAUGCCAACAAAGAUUCCUGCGCCAAAAGCGACCGCGCCAGCUUGUUGACAUCCAAAGGAAGUUUCGUGUUGAGAUUAUCUUCUCCGAUGACUGGAGUAUAGUUGGGAAAGGAGGCAAAGUAGCCAAGGCAAAGGACGCCGUGCAAGGACUCGUCCAGUCUCUACCGGUGCAAUCGAUGAUCGUUGGGCAGAAACAAAGCUUCCUGGAGCAACACUUGCUCAAGCACUUCAACGAGCUACGCAGCGUCAUCGAGGAGGUCAAUGAUGCUGUGCUCAUCGUGCCUACGUUUGGACUAGAGCUGGACGAGGACGGUGUGUUCCAUGGGUAUGGACGCGGCGGUGGUGGCCGGUCAGCCACCGAGCCAGGUGGCAGACGUGGCGGCGCACACACUGGAGCGGGUAGGGACCAGUCCAAGGCCGACUACACUAUCACGUUCAUGGCCGGCGAUGACGCUAUACUGAGGAACGUUGUGGAUCGCAUCAACGAAGUUGACGGCAACUGUGCCUAUGCGUCCAUCAAGGUGACCCGCGACGACGGCCAAAAGAUCAUCGACGCGAAGAAAGCCAACAGACUGCGGCCAUACCUGCAGCGCGCCAAUAUCAAAGUCAGCGGCGGUACUGUGCACAUCAAUGCCAUGUCCCGCUCUGAAGUCAACCAGACGGCAGCAGAAGUGCAGGCAUUCAUCUCGGGGCUGGAGGCCGUGCAGGAAGAGUUUGACUUUGACGACCAUGCAAUCGGCCAUCUGACAGUUCUGUCCCACAUGCCACGCAUUGAACGCAUGGCCACACAGCACGGCGUGCACGUGAAUACCGUGCGACAGAACAGACACUCUCCAUCUGAUCGUCGCGAGAAAGCCAGCCUGGUCAUCAGCGGUGAACGCGGGAAUGUAAGGCAGUUCAGUGACGUCCUCCGAAUGGAUGCCAAGGAAAUGGCCCGAUCCACCACCGUAGAUCAGGUCCGUGUGAAUGGGCUCGAGACGGUGAUUUUGACGGACUACCUUUCAGACAUCGUCAGCCUGGAGGUGAACUGUGGCGUGGUCUUCUCCUGGGAUGACAGCCUCAACCUGCAGCCUGCAACUGAUAAGAACAGCAGUCUGAGUAGAUCUACUUCUGGCAGUGCUGGUGCUGGUGCAUCUAAAACCACUGGCUGCUGGGAGUGGAAAGAUGAUGACGGGUGGAAGCCAUAUCCUGCAAACGUCUCGGCUAGCCUUGAUCGGCUGCUUUCGAGCCGUUCGAAAGGAAAACUUCAAACCCACGGGAAGGAGUACAUUCUGGAUCCAAUGACGGGGAAGCAGAUCAAUCAGCAAACUGGAUUUCAGCGUGACAUUCGCCAGCGACCAGUGUCGGGCAGGCAAACCGCUCAGUGGCAGUUUCAAAACGACUCGGGUGGUUUCACAAACUACUCCCAUGAUCUGAAUGCUGAGCUUGAAACGGCGAACGGACAGCUUUCCCGGUUCACGAUAGUUCAUAAUCGUAUGCAGUACACCAUUGAUUUCACCAGCAUGAAGCAAACGAACAAGACCACUGGUACAGUUCGCCGCAUUCAGCGAGUGUUGUCUCAAUCGCCGGGGGGUCGUAGGGAAACCGGUGCAUUGCCAUCAGCGUUCGACCCGUUCAAGGACGGACGGCUCGUCAACACGGGCGCCGUGCGCAUACACGGGGAUCGGCAAGCAGUCCAGACUGCUAAGACCGACCUGGCUCGUGUCUUGAACGACAGGAUUGUCGACCAAGAAAUGCCUCUACCGUGUAGUAUGACAGCUGAGCUGGGCGCGAGCCUUUCCGACCUUUGCUGCCGGUGCGUCGUGACCAUGGAGAUAGCCGCAUCAUCGUCAUCAGCAGUGGCUGCGUCUACACCAGGUACUAACUGCGUCACAAAUACAGGUAAGAAGUCCAUUGUCAUCAAAGGUACACAGAAACGAGUGGAUGAAGCUACACGCAAACUUCUGCCCAUGCUCAUGGGUGCAGUCGAGGUAGAUGCUAUAAGCUAUCCUCCGGAUUGGGAAGAACAGGAUCGAGAAGUGGAACUGAAGCCGAUGGUUGCCCUGUCUCCCGACUACCAACGCGUUGUCCAGCAGUUCCGUGCCUCCAUGAGCAAUGCUACGAUCAUAAGCGUGGAACGUGUGCAGAAUAAAUUUCUUUGGGAGAAGUUUUUGCCCGUGAAGAAAUCAAUCAAGAAGAAGAUCGGCCACGAGCCAGAGGAGAAAUUCCUCUUUCAUGGCACCCGGAAUAAUCCUCCACGAGUGAUCUAUCUGGACGAGGAGGGCUUUGAUCUGCGGUUUUCUUCGGAGGGGCUGUGGGGCAAAGCCAACUACUUUGCUACCGAUGCCAGCUAUUCACAUAAUUAUUCAUACUGCCUCAACGGACAACGGCAGAUGUUCCUCGCGCAGGUUGUCACUGGUGAUAGCUACACAUGCCCGCAUGACCAAGAAACGCGGAAGUUCACAAUGCCACCCGUCAAUCCAGGAGCCACAUCGGCCUCCCUUGGUGACCAAGUUCGCUACGACACUGUCAGUGGGCGCACAAAUGGCACUCUGGUUUACAUGGUGUACCGUAACUGCCAGGCCUACCCAGCCUACCUGAUCACCUACCUGACUGUUUAGUGUCCAACCAGCAAGCAUGAUCUGCACUGGUCAGCAUCCGCCCUGCACUGAGCCGAUGGCAUUUUCCAACUCCAUUUUAAUUAAACACCACUCCCGUGUAUUAUGGUGGUGACAGUCAAAUGUUUUCUUCAGAUUUUCUCCUUUCAACACCCUCAACUGAUGGAUGCGUGUGAUAUGAUCCAGAGCAUGUGACUGGCCGUGACCCUUUCACGGUACAUGUCGGCAAGGCGCUUUGCAACUUGCAUACAGGUGUCCAAGCUCACCAUUACACCAGUUGGAAGCAAGACAUCCAUGCAAAUAGCACACAAAGACAGUUUGUCUCUCUUGUAGAAUGUAUAUGAACUGAAAAAUGAUGUUCGUCCAAAGCAGAACACCCAUACAACUCUGUUCAACCGUCUUUGAAGUUGUGCACUGUACUGUUGAGGCAACGAACUAAAAUAUAAAAAAAUUAACAAAAACAAAAAAGAAAGGCAGAGGACAAAAUGUUACGAGUUAUGACAAACUGUCCACCAACGUAUCCGAGUUCAAAAACAAAAACUGCAUAAUUACACAGACAAUUGCCUCUCGUAUGAAAUGUGUACCAUGGUAUACGGAUGCCAUGGCCCAAAGCGGGACUGUCCUGCACCAGUUACCUGUUGAGGACGGGGCGGUUGGCCACAGGCUGAUUGCAUAACACAAUAGUGAUUCAUAUUGUUUCAAUUUGUCUCCUUCCCAGCAUUCUAAUCUACUCAAGUUUUUUCUAGCACCCAUUCAACAUCAAUACUCUUGUAGUCACUUUUCUGUGUCUGCUAUAUUUAAAAGCAGACACAGACAACACUGUUAGUUCGCUCUUGCUCAAACUCUAUCCUUUUCUCUUCCGGUACAACUUGGCACCGACAUGUAUGGCCACUCUAGUUUGCUUUUGUCCACGAGUGCGGAUGUUUGGUUUGUUUGUUUUCUCUUUCGGUUUUUUCGGUUUUCUUUUGUUUCCACAAAUGUAUUAUUUUUAGAAAACAAGUUAGUUGUGCUCUCCGA
Messenger RNA from Sycon ciliatum, 4557 nucleotides. RefSeq lists its product as uncharacterized. The transcript is spliced from 18 exons. Gene Ontology annotation, cellular component: nucleus. Gene Ontology annotation, molecular function: zinc ion binding; RNA binding; NAD+-protein mono-ADP-ribosyltransferase activity. The coding region runs from base 508 to 3543 and encodes 1011 amino acids. The record is from RefSeq and is a predicted model, not a curated record. NCBI's taxonomy places the organism in Eukaryota, Metazoa, Porifera, Calcarea, Leucosolenida, Sycettidae.